This is a messenger RNA of Cynocephalus volans (Philippine flying lemur), 1318 nucleotides long. It is a transcript of the gene STAP2, whose product is annotated as signal transducing adaptor family member 2. Gene Ontology annotation, molecular function: signaling adaptor activity. Bases 1 to 1233 code for a protein of 410 amino acids. The record is from RefSeq and is a predicted model, not a curated record. The transcript is spliced from 13 exons. NCBI's taxonomy places the organism in Eukaryota, Metazoa, Chordata, Mammalia, Dermoptera, Cynocephalidae.
AUGGCCUCGGCCCUGAGCCCACCCCGGGUCCCCAAGCCCAAGGGGAUCUUGCCUUCACACUACUAUGAGAGUUUUCUGGAGAAGAAGGGGCCCUGCGACCUGGAGUACAAGAAGUUCUGGGCAGGCCUCCAGGGUCUCACCAUCUAUUUCUACAAUAGCAAUCGGGACGUCCAGCACGUGGAGAAAUUAGACCUGGGAACCUUUGUGAGGCUCACAGACGAGGCUCCCUGGGGAAGCUUGCGUGACACUGGCACCCACUUCAGCCUGGUCCUCCGGAACCAGGAGAUCAAGUUCAAGGUAGAGAGCCUGGAGUCUCGGGAGAUGUGGAAAGGCUUCAUCUUGACAGUGGUGGAGCUCCGUAUCCCGUCCAACCUGACUCUGCUUCCCGGACACCUGUACAUGAUGGCCGAAGUGCUGGCCAAAGAGGAGGCGCGCCGCGCCCUGGAGAUGCCCUCCUGCUUUCUGAAGGUGAGCCGGCUGGAGGCGCAGCUGCUCCUGGAGCGCUAUCCCGACUGUGGAAACCUGCUGCUGCGGCCCAGCGGGGACGGCACGGACGCAGUGUCGGUCACUACGCGACAGACACUCAACGGGAAGGCCGUGGUCCGGCACUACAGAGUGAAGUAUGAGAGCCCCAAGUACGUGAUCGACGUGGAGGAGCCGUUCUCCUGCGCCUCACUCGAUGCUGUGGUCAACUAUUUCGUGUCGCGCACCAACAAGGCUCUGGUGCCUUUCCUACUGGACGAGGACUAUGAGAAGGUGCUAGGCUUCGUGGAAGCGGAUAAAGAGAACGGCGAGAGUGCGUGGGUGGCGCCGCGUGUGCCAGGACCAGGUCCUGCACCCCCUGCAAGUGGCCCCAAGCAGCCACAUCCUACAUCCAUGCCUGCGUUCAGCCAGGACAAGCUGCCCCUGCUACCUCCAUUGCCCCAGCUACCGAACCAGGAUGAGAACUAUGUGACCCCCAUUGAAGAUGCCCCAGCUGCUGAAUAUGUGAACCAGAAUGUGACUUCCUCUAGUCGGCCAGUCAUCGUGAAGCCCAAGAAGUUGGCAAAGGUUCAGGCAAAGCCUCCAAAGCCACACAUUGUGCCCAAGCCAGAUCCCAAAGUCCUCAACAGUGUCCUGGCCAAAAAGCUGGUGGCCAGCUUAGCCCAGCCUUCCUUCACUGCGACAGAGCUGGCAAACGUGACAGCAGAGUUGGAGGAGAAGCUGCAAAAGAGACGAGCGCUGGAGCACUGAGUCAGACAUGCCGGGGGGAACCAGUGAGUCCAUGUUGGGGCAUGGCACAGCAGGCAGAUCAUUUCUCCCAGGAUUAAAACCCAAG